AUGUCAGAAAUUGUUUACAUUCUGAAUUGGAACAGUGGUUGGAAAAAGGCAAGAUUCUAUGGAGGAAAUUGCAGAAGGGACUUUUUUUACGCUAUAAUCACUCAUGGGCAAAAAAAUCUAUUCAGGUUCGUACAAACAAAUGCAAAUUAUUAUCAUCAUCAGAUCUUUUCUUGUGAAAUACUUUCACUCGCCGCAAUGGAUGCAGAAGCAAAAACUUCUUUUUUUGUUGUUUUUCGUAUUCAAAAAUCAAGACUCAAAUCUCAAAGUCACAUUUACCGACGACUUUUGAAUGGUCAUUUGUACAAGAAAAGGGAUGGAAUGGACUUGAUCUAUUCAUGA
Clunio marinus is the source of this 339-nucleotide messenger RNA. NCBI's taxonomy places the organism in Eukaryota, Metazoa, Arthropoda, Insecta, Diptera, Chironomidae. The record is from the annotation of a GenBank genome assembly.